AUGGAAAAGAUUUUAUCGCAAUUUUUUGCAAUUGGCUAAUAAUACCUACAAAACCGACAAUUAUUUAUUCGAAUACAUUAUAAAUAUGGAAAAAACAAAAAGAAUUCAUCAUUAAUAACUAUUUAUAACUAUAUAUGUAUAGCGACAAAUAAACAUCAGUAAGAAUCAUGAGUAAUAUGCAUAUAAUCACUACGGAAAUGGACGAAGAAAUAUCCGCAGAUGAGGAAGAAAUUCUCGUAUAUGUAGAAUUUGAAGGGCUUGUUGAUGGUAAUGUGUUUAGUGAAAAAGAAUUACGAUUGGAUAUGAUCGGUAUAGAUACGGAACAUCCUAUAAUGCAAAUUAAUGGAAAGUUUUAUGAGGGUUCCUAUGAAGAUGUUGUCGGUACUUAUAUGUUUUUUACAAAAAAUGAUAAUCCCAUGGUAGAUGACCCUGUCUUUGAUACUGCUCCAAAUUUUAAAUAUUUUGCAAAAACUAGAAAAUUUCUAAAAAUGCAAAGAAUCUUUACAAAGUCUAGAACAGAAGUUCUAGGUGAUUCUGAAAAUAAUGAGUGUAUUCCAAAUCCAAAUACACUUAAACAAGCAGGAAUACCUUUUCAAUAUCAAGAAGAAGCUCUUUUAUUUUGGAAGACUCUACGAGAUAAUAGGUUAAAUGCAUUACAUUCAUAUUUAGAAAAACAACGAAUCAGACAAGAAAAAAAAUCUCAAGGUAUAAUAUUCGAGUCUGAGUCUGAUGAGGAUAAUCCAUUUGCUAUAUAUAACCAUAAGGAUGAAGUCUCUAAUUUUAAUAAGUCUAUUCAUGUUGAUGCAAAGAAGGAAUUAAGUUACUGUGAUAAUAAAAUUGAUUCAAAAUGUAUGUAUCCCAAAGAAAUUAAUGAUCAAACUUCAAACACCACUGAAGAUAAUUGUUAUGAAAAUCAAAGGAAACAUAAAAUUUCAUUAGAAUCUGAGUCUUCAGUCUCAAAAAAUGAUAAUCAUUGUUUAAUGAGAUCUGUAAAAGGUUAUAAGACUAAGCUAGCUCGAAACAAACUAAGUGUGAGCCGAAAUAGACAAAGCAAAGAAUUCAAAACAAAACAUAUCUUAUUAGAAAAACAUAUGGAUGAUGAUGAAGUGUCAAGUUUGAAAGACACAUCUGAUAAGUCUAAUAUUGCUGAAAGUUUUAAUUCAUUAGAAAUUAAUGAAAAUGAAAAUACAGAAGGAAAUAACAGAUGUGAGAUCAUAUCAAAUGAUUAAAUAAAUCCAUAAAAUGUUAAAAUUAUAAAAGAACUUAAAUGAGAA
Molecule: messenger RNA, 1274 nt
Organism: Bombus pyrosoma
Lineage: Eukaryota; Metazoa; Arthropoda; Insecta; Hymenoptera; Apidae
Exons: 4
Coding region: 168-1229 (353 amino acids)
Biological process (GO): transcription by RNA polymerase III
Cellular component (GO): transcription factor TFIIIC complex
Source: RefSeq, a predicted model, not a curated record